This is a messenger RNA of Gadus macrocephalus (Pacific cod), 1837 nucleotides long. RefSeq names its product E3 ubiquitin-protein ligase TRIM39-like. The transcript has 2 exons. Gene Ontology annotation, molecular function: protein binding; zinc ion binding. Lineage: Eukaryota; Metazoa; Chordata; Actinopteri; Gadiformes; Gadidae. The coding region runs from base 161 to 1789 and encodes 542 amino acids. The record is from RefSeq and is a predicted model, not a curated record.
AGUGUAAGGGGAGGAGCGGAGAGGAUGUCUUGUUCAGGUAACGAAACUUAACAUUCAUAGAAACCAAAGCCAACAGACGUGAAAGAAGUUCUCUCUUUCAGGAGGAAAAUAAAACGCAUUUUGGAACAAAUUGUCUGACAGACGGAAAACACAACAAGGAAUGGCCUCUGCUAACACUUCCUGGUCUGAGGAGGACUUUUCAUGUUCCAUCUGUCUGGAUGUGUUCAGCAGCCCGGUUACCACACCGUGUGGACACAACUUCUGCAGAACCUGUAUUACAAAGUUCUGGGAUGAACAAGUCAAGUACAAAUGUCCUGUUUGCAACAAGAUUUUCGACACAAAACCUGAUCCACAGGUCAAUACCCUCUUAUCACAGCUGGCUGCUCAGUUUAGAACAACCGUACGAGUUAAAGAGCAGCCUUGUGUUGAACCAGCAGAAGUUCCCUGUGACGUCUGUCCUGGGACCCAGCAGAAGGCUGUGAAGUCCUGCCUAGAGUGUUUUAUGUCUUUCUGCCAAACCCACCUGGAGCCACAUCAGAGAGUCACAGUCCUGAAGGGACAUCGGCUGGUCGAGCCUAUGGACCGUCUGGAAGACAGGAUGUGUAAGAAACACAACCGACUUCUGGAGCUCUUCUGCCUGACUGAACAGGUGUGUGUGUGUCUGUUGUGCACAGUGACAGACCACAAGUCCCAUCCUGUUGUACCUCUGAAGGAGGAAUAUGAAGUGAAGACGGCCCAGCUGGGGAAGAUGGAGGCUGAAGUUCCGCAGAUGAUCCAGGAGAGGAAACAAAAGAUUAAGGAGAUAAAAGACAGAGUAGAACUGAGCAACAAGGUUGCAGACAGAGAGAUAGCCAUUGGUGGCCAGGUCUUCACUGCUCUGAUAGGCUGUGUUGAAAAGUGCCGGGAUGAAUUCAACCAAACGGUUCAAGAGAAACUGAAAUCCACAGAGAAACAAGCUGAAGACCUCAUCAAAGAGCUGGAGCAGGAAAUAGAAGAUCUGACCAAUAGAUGCUCAGAGGUGAAGCAGCUCUCACACACUAAAGACCACCUCCACUUCCUCCAGACCUUCAGAUCCCUGAAGGAUCCUCCACCCACCAGGGACUGGACCACGGUGGAGGUCCGUCCUCCGUCAUACGUAGGGACCUUGAGGAGAUCCCUGGAUCAGCUGGAGGAGACACUGAACAUGGAGAUGAAGAAGCUGUGUGAUGAUGCUGAACUGAAGAGGGUCCAGCAGUAUGAAGUAGAUGUGACUCUGGAUCCUGAUACAGCUCAUCACAGUCUCAUCCUGUCUGAGGAUGGGAAACAAGUACAUGAUGGAGGUGGGGGGAAGGUACUCCCAGACAAUCCAAAGAGAUUUACAAAUUAUAUAUUUGUUCCCACGAGGCAGAGCUUCUCCUCAGGGAGAUUUUACUUUGAGGUCCAGGUUAAAGACAAGACUGCAUGGUGGUUAGGAGUGGUCAGAGAGUCCAUCGACAGAAAAGGUGGGACCAGGUGGACCCCUGAGACGGGUUACUGGACUCUUUUCAACUACAAGGAUAGGUUUUUAUUUAUAGAUAAACCUCUUGUCCGCCUCCCUCUGAGAGCUGGGCUCCAGAAGGUGGGGGUGUUUGUUGAUUAUGAUGAGGGUGUGGUCUCCUUCUAUGAUGUGGAAGCCAGGGUUCAUAUCUACUCUGCUACUGGCUGCACCUUCAGUGAGGCUCUCUAUCCACUCCUCUGCCCAGGUCCCUGUUAUUAUGAAGGUAACAACUCUGCCCCCCUGAUCAUCUCACCUGUCAAUCAGACAGACUAGGACCUUUGUUUGAUAAUAAAACAAAGAAACAACCAAAACAACUAAUGU